This is a messenger RNA of Amoebophrya sp. A120, 5007 nucleotides long. Lineage: Eukaryota; Dinophyceae; Syndiniales; Amoebophryaceae. The record is from the annotation of a GenBank genome assembly.
GGCGCACGAAAAUAAGCGGGACGGUGAACAAUUACGACAGCGACGAUCGUCGGUUGCCACCGGAUCCCGCGUCAGACGCAUCAUGCCCCCUGGCGGCCGCAACACGCUGCGAAAAGACGAUGGUGUUGUUUAUCUCAGACGAGAACUUCAACCAGGACAAGUUUGACCACAAACACGGGACCUGGUUAAGGAACCUCCUCGAGGCCACGGAGAAACUCGAAGCAGAUGAGGCUCCUCUUGAGAACGACAUCGACCCUGCUGUUUACCUUAACGUAUACCGGCUCGAUUCGAGUCAUGAUAAGGAGGCGCCGCCGCCGACCGUGGACGGUCCCUACAAGACCAUCGCCGGCCAGUUCGAUGGUGAGGCGGAGGUCACUCGCUGGCAGGAGGGGGCGCUUGCGGAUCGAGUGAUCCGUUACUGGCAGAAACUUGUCAACAGCAACGACGGCGAUGACGUAACGUGGAGCGCACAUGAAGACGAGGAGGGCUACCACCUCACGGCCUGCCUACCGCUUGCACUAGAUUACUAUGUUGCGGCAGCAGGUGGAGCCGCAGCUGACACAGUCCCCCCCGGCCUCGUUUGCCUCGACCCUCGAGCGGCACUUCCUAUCAGCCUGGCGCAGCUGGAGUGCCACACAGAUGGCUUUCAUGAGGAGCUUGCGAACCGGCUGAACGCCCGGGGCUGCACUGCGGAAGCCUUGAGGCAGCAAAGGGCCCGACGGGGAGCGUACUGUAACACAUUGAUAACGGCCCUGCAAAAAGACCAGGAGCUCGAGACGGAGGUGUUCGACUUUCUCGAAACUCUGCACGACGUAAAUUUCACAAGCUCCACGCUCUCCGGGGCGAUGGAGAAGGCGCUGACCUUGGUGCCCUGUAUAGGUUGUGACCUCGGUAAACCCAUUUCCCGAGAGGACAAGACCGAUCCCAGCGUGAGAUAUUUUGCACACACUUAUCCCAAUGGUACAGAGGUGGACUAUCUUCCCUCUUGCCCAUCAAAACAAGAUCAAGCGGCCGCGGGGGAUUGCUCAGACUACGAGAAGCAGUGGCGACAAACGUAUCCCCAUCACGCCCUGUAUCAUUCCGAGGACGAUGACGGGAACGGGGGUGCUCUUCCUACUGUGCAAGAACGGGCCAACAUCUGCAACUCCACGAUCAUACCACCUGCAGUCCUGUUGACGCAAUUGGGCGGGGGAGGUGUGGCGGACGAGGAAGUGCAAGCACUUGCCAAGAAGAUGGACGUCCUCGGCUGGGUUUCCGGCGAAACGAGUGAAGAGCAGGAGACGACCUCUGAGGCUGACGAGGCUAGCGAUGCCUGCCGUGUGUGUCUUCUGUUCGUCGUGAUUUUUGCGCUGCUCAUCAUUGUUGUGCUACUGUUGUUCUGCUGUUACAGAACAGCAGGAGCACCACAGCGGGGAGGUGGCGCGCUUGUAGUGGAUGAGAACAUCUUUGCGUACACCCCCGCAAUUGCGGCAGAGCGGCUCGACCCAGGCCGCGUGCAGCGUGCCCUGGUGGCCGCCGGGUUUAGUGCUGCCUUCGCGGCAACACUGGCCAAACAGGUGGCUAGCCCCGCGGCGGAUCGCGCAAGCCUCAAGUGGCCCUUGCCGGGUUCUCCGGACUUUCGGGCACUGGAACGUCUCGGCCUCGACUUCAGCGCCCCGGAAACGCACGCACUCGGUGUUAUUCGCGGCAUCCUGCGAAAAGGCCUGGCUGUAAUAAAGCGCAGGGAAGGUGGCGGGCGGAAUCUGCGGGGGGAACCGGUGCUGGGGACGAAGGAACUGUCCCUCUAUAACGCAGAGUUCCAAGCAGCGGAAAGCGCAUUCCUGGACCUCGGCCUGUCUCCCGUGGGGGCUCGAAAAGCUGCAAGGCAGGUCGCUGGACCUGUACUGGACGCGGAGGCGCUGAAUCUGACGGGCCUGAACGAGCUCGACGUGCAACGCUUGGAGGGGGAGCUUGGUUUGGAGACAGGCACCGACCGGGCCCGUACGGAUGUCCCGAUCGAGGUCGGCCGGGUGCGAAAAGCCUUGCGCCGUCUGUUCGGCGUGGAUCGCGGGGACCCGAGCAGGGCGACUGAUUCCGACCUGCGGGCCUCCCCGCUGUUGUUUGCGACGGCCGACGAAGACUUUGAACUAGCGGAAAGCUUGCUCCGGACCGCGGGCGCGAGCGCUGCGUGCGCGAGGAAGCUCGCGGGAGACGCCGCAGGACCGGAUCUGGACGCGACACCCCUGGAAACACAAACGCUGCGGGCGCUGGACAUCGCGGUGCUUCGGCGUGAGCUCGGUCUUCAUGCCACGGUCGAUCGGGCGCCGGAGGCGAUGAAGCUCGGGCUUGACGCCACGGUCGAUCGGGCGGAGCUUGACCUCGGCGCGCUCCGGGAGGCCCUCCGGACGAGGGCGGUGCUCGCAAAGCGCAAGGGCGGCAAGCGCAAGCUGAAAGAAGAGCUGCUGUUCACGACUUCUCAGCAAGAUUGUCGGCUCGCUGAAGCAGCGCUCGUUGCCGCCGGUAUGACCAGUAGCGGGGCGAGGAAGAUUGCGCAGGACGCCGCCGCGCCCGACCUUGCGACGGAACGGCAUCUCAGUGCCAUCCUCAGUGACGACGAUAUGCGAAUUCUGUUGCAGUUUUUGGAGUUGGAUGAGGUUGCAGAAGCCGGCGGCGUGCUGACCGCGAGCGUUCUCCGCGGGGCCGUUCGAAAAGCAGUGGGCAGACAUCGUGGGUCGGGCGGGGCAGCAGGUUCGCCCCCGCUGCUAACCACGUUCAAUCUGAGCUACCAGACCAUUGAAAACGCGUUUCUGAGCGCCGGUUUGACCCCGGGGUUCGCGCGGCGCUUGGCACAGCAGACGGCGGCGGCAUCAGUCGGGGGUAACGAGGCGCUGGUUACCCCCAAGACUGAAGCGGACUGGCGAACGCUGGCGCUUUUGGGAUUGGAUUUUUCGCAGCCCGAGUGCGUCGGCCGGGUGCGCGAGUUCCUGCAAGUCAUGGCGGCUGCCACGAUCUCGGCUCGGUGCAAGGACGUCGUCGAGAUGAGGGUCCUUUCUCUCGACGAAUCCCAGCAUCGGCUGCAGGCAGCAGGCUUUUCCGAAAAGAUGGCCGGCUACGUUGCUGCCGUCAUUGUCCGCAAGGCGCAGCAGCAGGGGGGCGCGCGUCCAGGGGGCGCAGUAGAGUUCUUGUCAGGCGCGGAACGACGGGAGUUGGAGCUCUGCGCAGAGUCCGUUGAAGACCGCGAACUCUUUGGCAUCGUGGGUCGAGCCGGUCUCCUGCCUGGCUUCGUUUACGCGGGUUCCCGAUUCCCACCGCAACCGGACGGAAAAACCGACGAGUGGUUCGCUGCGGACGACGAGAUUGUGAUUGAUCUUCAGGCGUUUGCUCUUGGCGCGGAGCUAGGCGGAGCGGAAGUCGCGCAUUCGGUGCAAGGCUUUGAAGCACGCAGAGUGGGGGCGGAACGCUCUCCUGGAAACCAAGCGAUUGCGUUGAUGCCGCCCCGAAAAGACGCGUACCCGGAUCUGCGGCUGGGGACGCUGUCCUCGCAGCGGAUGAGGAGCGGGGCGCCCCCAUCGGCGGUGUCCGAUAUGAUGCAUCUUGAUGACGAGCAGCAGACACCGACCGGCACCUGCGGUGCCUGUGUAUCGUGGUGGCAAGCUCUUGUGGCAUCGUGUUGCGGUAGAAGCGGCCGGAUAUUGCAAAAAGGACAGUGGCCACCUCCGGAGGCGAAUUUCGAGGAAGGCGAUGAUCGUGAGGACGCCGGAAAGACUCCCGAUGGGGCCAUCUCGGAGGACACUCAGGGAGAACCAGGCGGCGCUGCAAGCGGAACAGAUGCAGUGGCAGAAAGCGCCAAAAAAGGAAGCAAGAAAUCUUUGGGUGCCGCGAAAAAGGGAACAAAGAAAAAGUCGAAGGCCAAGAUAAAGUCGCAAACCGCAAAUGAAAUAAAUGUUGCGUUUUCAUCGUCGGUGGUGGUGCCGGCGCAAAUUCCUCAGAUCUCCUCUGGAAUGUUUCCGGCGUCAGAGCGUCCUCCAGGAGAGGGCCUACUAAACGGUGAUGAAAGGGCUACGCCAGCAGACGUCGAUGGUGCGGUCUUGUCCUCGGCGCCCGGCAGUGUGUCCUCGGCGCCCGGCAGUGGGUCCUCAGGUUCCAGCCGAGCUUCGGGAAGAACAGGCGGGAAAAAAGUCGGGAAGACUUCGAAGUACCGGCUCGGGAAUAAGGGAACCAAGAAUAAGUUGAAGGCGGUCGGCGCGCUCAGCCGUGGGAGAUCGCCGCCGGCGGAGCCAGUGGACCCUACUAGCAGUGCACCUGCUUCAUCCACAAUCACCAGCACCGCCCACGCGCCGGCCCCGCCGCUACCGCCCGGGCUGAUAGGCCAGGCGAUUGCGGCGCUACAGGACGUCGGGUUCGACCCCCAGCAAGCCGUGCUCCUGUCGCGAAAGAUCGCGGCGGUCGAUGCCGCAGAGCUGAACGAGAGGGCGCUGACCGACGGCGAGCGGGCGGUCGCGCAAAAGGGCCUUGGAGGCGUGAACAUACCUGAUCUGGACGAGCUCGUGGAGCAGCUGGUCGCGCAAAAGGCAGUCUUCUUCGCGGAGGCCCUGUCUCCGGAGUCGCAGGCGGAGGCCGGGGCCGCGCGGGACCGCGGGGAGCCUAUGUCCCUUCUCGCGGACCGGUGCGCGGACCCCGUCCGGGGAGCGGCGAAAAGAAAGUGGAAGCUUCUGGCAAACGCAAAUAAACCCAAACCCAAGAAGAACGCGGCUGCUGGAUGACUGCGAGAGUUGUUUUUUAUUUUUUUUCGCACCACUUAGUCUUAGAUACACAUAAGCACAUUAGUGUUUUUCUCUGCCACCUUGACCUUCAAUCACCACGACAAGGUAGAUUCAGCUGGGUCGCUCGUAAAUCCUUACUUUUUGGCAAUAGGGUGAGGAGAGAGCUGGUGCAAGAUAUCGCUUUCCAGAUGGCAAACAAGUUUCUGCACCCACAGCAUUCGUUUUAAAGGCGAAGGUUUUGCGUUGCGGGCUUUUUCAAUCGGAA